AUGAAUCCAAACAAGAAUCUAGAAGUUGAAAGUAUAGAUAUUAAAAUUGAAGACUUGGAGACUGAAAUAAACAGCAACGAACAUGAUAGUUUUUCAGAAGAAACUGUUAUAUCACCAGUCACUACCAAGGGAGCAAAUAUAACGUCUCGAGUAAAAAACGAAUUGGUACUGGGUACGGACUGUGGAAAUAUUUACUAUAUAUGCUCGGCCACUGGACAAGUAAUUUACAAAUUAGCCAUAACAACGGUACCAUUAACUAGUUUGCUGUUUGAUAAAGGAUUUAACGAGUUCAUAUAUAUGUGUAUAGGAAGUUUAGACAAAGUAUUCAAAAUAUACGACUAUAAUAGAAGAAAAUUAGUAAAAGCGUUACCUCUGGAUGACCAAGUAAACUGUAUGUGCGCUAUGUGGGGUUAUAUUUUUAUAGGUUGCAAGAAUGGAACCCUAGUUAGAUAUUCUAUAGAAAAAAGUAAAUUUGAGUUUGGCGAAAAACACAUUGGAUUAAGUAUUAUUGUAAUAAAGGCAGUGCAAGAAGGGUCACAUAAAAUGUUAAUAGUAGGUUAUAAAGGAGCUUCCAUAUACAUAAGAUGUGCAAUGUCUAGUGCUUAUUUGCGACACUUCAGUAGAGAAGCCAUUCCUCGAACUGUGGGUUCGUUGAUUUUGGAGAAUAAUUUAUUAUAUUGUGAAACUGCACAACAGGGUAUACUGGUUUUCUCGUUUCAUACUGGCAAACUUGUAAAAAAGAUUAGCCCUGAAAAUCUUAAAGAAAUAAGCUCUAUUAAGAUUGUUAACAGUCAUAUUUUUACUAGUUGUUAUAAUGGAAAGGUAUAUGUAUAUAAUUUGGAAAAGCAAAGUAACGUCGCAAUUCUAGAAGGACCUAGGGGAAUAAUAUCAAUGGAAAUACUCCACAAUCAGGUUAUUCUUGGAACAUCUACUAAAAAAUUAAUUUCCAUUCCUAUUCCAAAUUCAAUAAAUGUAUAUAGUAAGUAG
Sitophilus oryzae (rice weevil) is the source of this 987-nucleotide messenger RNA. RefSeq lists its product as uncharacterized. Gene Ontology annotation, cellular component: membrane; cytosol. The record is from RefSeq and is a predicted model, not a curated record. The transcript is spliced from 5 exons. Bases 1 to 987 code for a protein of 328 amino acids. NCBI's taxonomy places the organism in Eukaryota, Metazoa, Arthropoda, Insecta, Coleoptera, Curculionidae. Gene Ontology annotation, molecular function: SH3 domain binding; RNA binding.